AUGUCUCGCCAGGCCGGGCGCUCCACCGGCCUGGCCGUGUGCACUCAUGCACAAGCACAGGCGCGAGCACGUGCACGAGCACGAGUGCGCUCAGAGUGGUCAGCGACGAGGCCCGCGAGGUCGGCGCUGCACAUGCACUAUUUGCACGGCAAUGCUGAGCCCGGGUCGGCCGCGACUCCAGCGGCCGUGGCCACUAGCAUCACGGGCAUCAGCACUGCUGGCACCGCUAAUAAUGCUAGCACAGGCACCACCACCAGCACCGGCGCCCGCAAAGGAACUUCCCGUCCAGCCCACGGUCACGCCAACAGCUUCCCGUCUUCGCAGGGGACACCUCAACCUCAACCUCGACCUCGACCUCAACUUCAACCUCAACCUCGGCGUCCGGCUCAUUUGCAGAUGACGCAGCCUCAGAGUCACACGCGACUGCUGCACCCUCGUACGUUUUCACGGGCACAGGCUCAGGCUCGCCGCAUCGUCCAGACUCUUUCUCCCCUGUCCCCGGCUGUCGCCUCGAUCCCCACGUCGACGUCGCGCGUUUCCGCUCCCCCCUGCCCGUCCACCGCCGCCGUUUACACCACGUCAAAUCCUCUCCACCGGCCUGCGUGCUCGUCCUCGACGGUCGAUCCAGCGUCUGCCGUUGCACGCGUCCGCUGCGUCCUCCUUCACCCCUCGCCCAUCCGCGGGCAUAUCCGCACGCUGCCCUCAGUCAUGGGCUCGGCAUUGAAGCAGACGCGAGAUCAUGGCGACCAUGGUCACGGCCACGGACAUCACCACCACCACCACGACAGCACAUACCUGACGUCCGCCAACAGAAACGACCCCGGCGUACGCAUCACCCGAAUUGGCCUUGUAUCCAACUUGGGCAUGGCAAUUGCCAAGUUCGUCGGUGGCUGGGCGUUCAAUUCCAAGUCAAUGACGGCAGAUGCGUGGCACAGCAUUGCUGACCUCGCCUCUGACAUUCUCACCCUGGCCACUGUUUCCUGGAGCUUGAAGCCCCCGACUGAUCGAUUCCCCGUGGGAUUUGGCAAGGUGGAAAGCCUCGGGUCUCUGGGUGUGUCGGGCAUGCUGCUCGUCGGCGGCUUCUACAUGGGGUGGGAGAGCGCAAUCAGCCUGUACGGCCAUUUCAACCCUGAGGGCGCGCACCACAUCUUCGAGCACCUUGGCCACGGCCACAGCCACUCCCACAGCCCCUCUGAUCUAGGGAUCCCAAACAUCCAUGCCGUGUGGUUGGCAGCGGGCACCAUCCUGGUCAAAGAAUGGCUCUAUCAGGCGACAAUGAAAGUUGCGCGGGAACGCAAGUCGUCUGUCCUUGCCUCCAAUGCCGUCCACCACCGUGUCGACAGCCUCACUGGUAUCGUCACUCUGGCCGCCAUCCUCGGCGCCAACGUGGUUGAGAACGCCGCCUGGCUGGACCCGGUAGGCGGGCUGCUCAUCUCCAUCAUGGUGGUCAAGGCCGGGUACGACAACACAAAGGAGGCCUUGUACGAGCUGGCAGACCGCAGCCUCGACGCCGACGUCAAGAACUCUGUCCGAAAACAAGCACGCCGGGCCUUGUCCAACGUAAGCGAAGGUCAUGAAGCGGAGCUCCGUGACGUUAGUGGCACCAAGUCGGGACAGAAUUACCUGGUCGACAUGGAAUUGGCCGUACCCGGCGCAUGGACGGUGGACGACGUCAAAGACUUGGAGGAUGCAGUGCGCAUGCAGGUCGGCGGCAAAGUCCGCGGCGUAAAGCGGCUUCGUGUGCGGUUCGUCUCCCGGGACAAGGCUGUCGACGAGAAGUUUGACGAGUUCAUUCCAGGGCCAGAAGCCUUACAGAGGCCGGAGCUGGAGCAGGAGGAGGAGGCCGAGGAGGAGGAAAAGGCCGAGAAUGGCGCUGCCGAUGAUAAGGAUGGCAAGCAUAGACACCACUAG
This is a messenger RNA of Metarhizium album ARSEF 1941, 1911 nucleotides long. Its product is annotated as Cation efflux protein. The transcript is spliced from 2 exons. The coding region runs from base 1 to 1911 and encodes 636 amino acids. Lineage: Eukaryota; Fungi; Ascomycota; Sordariomycetes; Hypocreales; Clavicipitaceae. Gene Ontology annotation, molecular function: monoatomic cation transmembrane transporter activity. The record is from RefSeq and is a predicted model, not a curated record. Gene Ontology annotation, biological process: monoatomic cation transport; transmembrane transport. Gene Ontology annotation, cellular component: membrane.